Molecule: messenger RNA, 1978 nt
Organism: Anopheles arabiensis
Lineage: Eukaryota; Metazoa; Arthropoda; Insecta; Diptera; Culicidae
Gene: eIF4B
Product: eukaryotic translation initiation factor 4B
Molecular function (GO): RNA binding
Source: RefSeq, a predicted model, not a curated record
AGCACACACACACACACUGACACCUUCGAGCUGUCAAUGUACGGUGCUUUGUUCGCUGGUAGGCAAGAAUCGCCCUUUCAUUAUCGCUUCACCGUAGAAGUCAGUCGUAAUGGCGACCGUAUCAGGAAAAAAGGGUAAAAAGGUGAAAAAAAACAACAAGCUGUCCCUGGGUGAGUUUCUUACCGAUGGGAACACGGCGGUGCCGAACCAGGUGCAGGUGGCGGUGCCAGUGAAGCUCGACUGGGCCGAUGACGUGGACGACGACGAUGACUAUCGGGUGCGCACGCAGGUGAUCGCGCUGCCGACGGCGCCGCGCGCCAGCCGCAUCCUGAACGACGACUCGAUACCCACCAGCCCGCCGUUCUCGGUCUACGUCUCCAACCUGCCGUACGACAUCAACGAGAACGAUCUGUACGACAUCUUCGAGAACGUGGAGAUCGUGUCGAUGACGUUGCCGCGCGACGACAGCGAAACCUGGCGGCUGCGCGGCUUCGGCUACAUCGAGUUCGCGACGCGCAACGACCUGAUGGAGGUGCUGGCGAUGCCGGAACCGAUGGCGCGCAACCGGCGCAUCCGCAUCGGUCUGUACAACGAGAGCGACAACAAGCGGCGAAACAAUCGGUACGACAACUUCACGUCCGGCGACAGCGACCGCCCGUCGUCCGGCGGGAACUGGCGCGACCGUCCCGACUCGGGAGCAUCGCGCCCGAUGGGCGACCGGGACGGCGGGGGCAUGCGCCGCCCGUACAGCAGUGGCGGGGGCGGCGGUGGCUACGGGCGCGACCGGGACCGGGACGAUCGGGAGCGGCCGGCCGGCGAUGGCGGCGGCAACUGGCGGCUGGGCGAGCGGCCGGCGCCCCAGUCGCCGCGGGCCCGCAGCUAUGAUCGUGACCGCGAGGGCGGUGGCCGGGACGGCGGCGACCGUGGCAACGUGUUUCGCCGGGGGCCGGACAGUGGUCGCGGCCCGAUCGGUGGUGCUGGCGGCGGCGGCGGCGGUAUCAUGAGACGCGAUCCGGAAGUGCCGAUGGAGCGACCGAAGCUGGUGCUGCAGCCGCGCACCCUACCCCUGCCGGAGCUGCCGAAGCCGGCGGUCGAGUCGGACGACGAGUCGGAGCGGGGCGGGCGCGGGGGCAGCGACGAGCAGCCGGCGGAGGCGGCGGAACCGCCGAAGCCGCGCCCGACCCUCCCGGCGGCGAAGGUGUUCGGCGACGCGAAACCGGUCGACACGGCGGCCCGCGAGCGCGAGAUCGAGGAGCGGUUACGGCAGCAGGAGGAGGAGCUGCGCCGCAAGCGGGAGGCCGAGGCGGCCGAGGAGCGCAGCAAGCGGGAAGCCGAAAAGGAGAACCUCCCGGAGGGGGGCGGCGAGCAGCAGCCGGCCGAAAACGAUGGCAAGGGUGCGGCGGCGGUGGAGGGCGUGAAGCCGGCGGUCCGUGGUACCAGCGCUACCCGCGACCAGCAGCAGCAGCAGCCGAUUGCCAACUGGCGGGUGCGCAGUGCCGCCAGCGAGGAGGAGAAAGGUAAACCGAAGGCGGGGGAGGAGGACCGCAUCCAGUCGCCCGCGCGGAAGCUGGGCCCGAGCGGAAAGUUUAACAGUAACAGACGCACCGCGGACGAUCGCCGAACGGACAAUCGAGAUCAUCGGGAUAACCGUGGCUUGAAUCGCCCAUCUUACAACGGAACUGGCCACAAUCGCGACAACGAGCGUGGUGGACGUGACCGAGGCCAGCCGCCCCGCGACACUAACCGCAACGGCGACGGCAAGGAGCGGCGCGACGCACCGAAACCGGCCGAUAAGGAGAGGGAAGGCGUACCGAAACCACUGGAGGAGCGAAUGCCCAAGUUCCAAGAGCCUACUGGACCGAAUCUUCAGAUGAAGAACACUUUCGAAGGAUUGUCAGCGGAUGAAAUUGAUGACUGAAAAAAUACCAAAACCACCACAAGCUCCAUCACCAGUUGACCUCCCGAAAGGUGGAAAAAA